UUUGUUAUUUUCCCCCCUGUGCCGCAGCAGAAAUCAGGGCAGGCGGGGAGGAGGAGGAGGCAGGGAGCUAUUUCAGGGAGCUGCUGUUAUCUGCUCCACGUUAAUCCCCAGCUGGUGGGGGGAAGGUUUUCCCUGAGUGCUUUCCUGGGAGGGCAUAUAUUAAACAUUGAAAAGCAAAGCGAGGAAGAAGAGGAUUAGCAGGAGAGAGAGGAAGCUGGCUGCUGGCUUUGCUCGGGUUAUCCAUCUGCUCCACUUUUAUGGAUGCAGCAGUAGGUCUGUGUGCCGAGCUGCUUUUCCAUCACCCUGGAAAUCCCCUUGCUCCCCUUCCUCCGGGCUGUGCUGUAGCUGAGCUGUUGGGAUAAUGGAGCUCCAGGCUGUGUUAUCCACGCUGGAAAAUGGGGAACAGGACACGGUUCUCAAGGUGCUCCAGGUCUACAACCAAGAGAAAUCUCAGUGCUUCAUCUUUGAGGAUGAGGAGCGGGAAGAGAGGAAGAAAAUGGCCCAGCUGCUGAUCAAGUUCUUGGAGAGAGAGCUGCAGCCGUCCUGCCAGGUCACCUGCCUGGAGAGCAUCCGCAUCCUAUCCCGGGACAAGCACUGCCUCGACCCCUUCACCACCAAGGAGGGCCUGAAGACCCUCUCCAGGCACGCCGGCAUUGAUUACUCCGAGGAGCUGAUCCGGGAGGUGCCAGACCUGGAUGUAAUCCUGGAAUCCCUGAAAUGCCUGUGCAACAUCGUGUUCAGCAGCGCCAUGGCGCAGGAGCUGACGGCCGAGGGCCGGCUGGUGGUGGGGCUGGCGCGGCGCAUCAAGCUCUACAACGAGCGGAGUCUUCCUCACGACAUCAAGUUCUUCGACCUGCGCCUGCUGUUCCUGCUGACGGCCCUCAGGGUGGACAUCCGGCAGCAGCUGGCCCAGGAGCUCCGGGGAAUCAGCCUCAUGACAGACACCCUGGAGCUGACCCUCGGGGUCAAGUGGUUGGACCCCUACGAGGUGGCCACCGAGGAGGGACUGCUGCCACCUUUGCCUCGGCAGGAGACGGAGCGAGCCAUGGAGAUCCUCAAAGUGCUCUUCAACAUCACCUUUGAUUCCAGCAAGAGGGAGGUGGAUGAGGAAGAUGCUGCUUUGUACAGGCACUUGGGUGCCCUCCUGCGCCACUGCCUCAUGAUCUCUGCCGACGGCGAGGACCGCACCGAGGAGUUCCACAGCCACACAGUCAACCUGCUGGGCAACCUGCCCCUGAAGUGUCUGGAUGUACUCCUGACUCCCAAAGUGCGGCCGGGCUCGCUGGAGUACAUGGGCGUCAACAUGGAUGCGGUCAGCAUCCUCCUGGACUUCCUGGAGCGCCGCCUGGACAGGGGCCACAAGCUGAAGGAGAGCUUGACCCCUGUGCUGAACCUGCUGACGGAGAGUGCCCGAGUCCACCGGCAGACCAGGAAGUUCCUGAAGGCCAGGGUGCUGCCGCCGCUGCGGGACGUGCGGAACCGGCCGGAGGUGGGGAACUCCCUGCGGAACAAGCUGGUGAGGCUCAUGACACACAUCGACACCGACGUCAAGCACUGCGCCGCCGAGUUCCUCUUCGUGCUCUGCAAGGAGAGCGUGUCCCGGUUUGUGAAGUACACGGGCUACGGGAAUGCUGCGGGGCUGCUGGCGGCACGGGGCCUCAUGGCUGGUGGCCGGGAAGAGGGAGAGUACUCGGAGGAUGAAGACACGGACACAGAGGAGUACAAAGAGGCAAAGCCCAACAUCAACCCUGUGACGGGACGUGUGGAGGAGAAGCUGCCCAACCCCAUGGAAGGGAUGACGGAGGAGCAGAAGGAGCAUGAAGCCAUGAAAUUGGUCAACAUGUUUGACAAGUUGUCCAGGGAGAAGGUGAUCCAGCCCAUGGGCAUCACUCCGAGCGGCAACCUGGCGCCCAUGGAGAACGCCAUCCGCAGCAUCGCCGACGAGCGCUCGUCCUCCGACUCGGACCUGGGGCUGGACUGAGGCAGCUCCAGCCGCUCUCCCUCGGAACUGGUGCUGCACCCAGGGGCUGGCACUGCGCCAGGACUCUCCCCGUGGGAUCUGGGUCCAGCCUGGGCCCCUCACAGCCCGCCACAUGGAACACCUGCCUCCUUCCCAGCUCCAUAGCCGCCUCUCCUUCCAGAGGUCUCUGUGACCUGGCUCCACCUCGGUCUCUCCUGUCAGCAGCCUUGAGGAUUUCACACUCCAAAUUGCUUCCAGGACUCUCCAGUAGGAUUUUUGGGUUUUAAAUACGUGCUGUUUGGGAAGAAGGGUCAGGGAGAGGCUCUUCCUGCCACUUCAUCAGGGUUCAGUGAUCCACAGAGCCUCCUGUGGCUGUGUGCAUGGCCCCAGAGUGGGAGCUGCUCCCCAGGAAUGCCAUGGGAAGGGGGGCUCCCAGAGAGGGGUGUGGGCCUCCAGUGGGAGUGGGACCUGCAGGGCAUGGUGCAGGUGGCUGUAUCCAUGUCUGUGCACACCCAGAAUGUGGGGGUGAGCAGAGCAGAGCUGGUGUGGCCUUGGAAGCUUCCAGCAUUGCGCUGGCCACAGGAGAGAGCGCGUGGGCAGCUGCUGGGAAUGCUCCAAUGUCCCUUCCCGGGCACUGUCCCUGUCACCACCCAGCUGGGUUUGGGCGUUUGCCUCUCCCCACCUCCUGCUUUCCAGACAAAAGGCCAAUACCUGUGCUCUGUCCUUGGCUCAUCCUUGCUGUGCCCAGGCUGCUGUGUCCCCCAGGGGCUGCUGUUGGGCCUGGUGUAGAUUUCUCUUUAUUUUUAUUCCUGUUUUCUUUGGAAAGAAAAUCUUCUCAUUUGUCUCAUGUAUCUGAGUUCCCAAACCUCCCAUCACAAGUAGGAAUGCACAAGUGCUGCUAGAAUAAAGCCAACCUGACACGUGGGA
Zonotrichia leucophrys gambelii is the source of this 2887-nucleotide messenger RNA. RefSeq names its product RIC8 guanine nucleotide exchange factor A (gene RIC8A). The record is from RefSeq and is a predicted model, not a curated record. The transcript has 11 exons. Gene Ontology annotation, cellular component: plasma membrane; cytoplasm. Gene Ontology annotation, molecular function: G-protein alpha-subunit binding; guanyl-nucleotide exchange factor activity. Bases 362 to 1981 code for a protein of 539 amino acids. Lineage: Eukaryota; Metazoa; Chordata; Aves; Passeriformes; Passerellidae. Gene Ontology annotation, biological process: G protein-coupled receptor signaling pathway.